GACCAGGCUCGGUUGAGUCGUCGGGUUGAGGAGGAGUGCGGUUGGAGUGCUAGAGGGUCGCGGCCGCGAUGAUCUGACAGAUGAAAUAGCGGAAAAAAAGGAAGAGAAGGCGGUCGUCCACCCACACAAAACAUGUUCCCCAAAGGCAAAAGCACCCCGGUGCCGUCGGACGGCCAAGCACGAGAAAAGUUGGCUCUGUACGUCUAUGAGUAUUUGUUGCAUAUAGGAGCACAGAAGUCCGCACAGACCUUUUUAUCAGAGAUACGAUGGGAGAAAAACAUAACACUCGGAGAACCCCCUGGAUUCCUACAUUCCUGGUGGUGUGUAUUCUGGGACUUGUAUUGUGCUGCACCAGAGAGGAGAGAGACAUGUGACCACUCCAGUGAAGCAAAAGCCUUCCAUGAUUACAGUGCAGCAGCAGCCCCCAGUCCUGUGAUGGGAGGGAUGCCCCCUGGUGAGGGCAUGCCAGGAGGACCCAUGCCACCCGGCUUUUUUCAGGGUCCUCCUGGUCCCCAGGGCUCUCCUCACCCUCAGCCUCCUCCCCCUAACAGUAUGAUGGGACCUCACAGUCAGUCCUUCAUGUCGCCUCGCUUCGCUGGAGGCCCAAGAGGUCCCCCCAUCAGGAUGGCCAACCAGCCCCCAGGCGGAGGACCGGGUCCUCAUCCCAUGCUGCCCAACAUGGACCCAACACGGCCACAAGGCCAUCCUAACUUGGGGCCAAUGCAGAGAAUGAGCGGCCCUCGAGGCAUGGGACCUAUGGGGCCCGGCCCUCAGAACUUCGGUGGCGGGAUGAGGCCUCCACACAACGCCAUGGGUCCUGGUAUGCCAGGAGUAAACAUGGGUCCAGGGACUGGUCGGCCCUGGCCCAAUCCCAACAAUGCCAACUCUAUGCCUUACUCAUCACCCUCUCCUGGUGCAUACGGGGGUGCUUCUGGAGGUGGGGGCCCCCCAGGAACUCCCAUCAUGCCCAGCCCUGCAGACUCAAACAACUCUGGUGACAAUUUGUACACCAUGAUAAACACUGGAUCCGGCAACCGAAACAAUUUCCCUAUGGGCCCCGGCUCUGACGGGCCCCUGGGAGCCAUGGCUGGGAUGGAACCACACCACAUGAACGGGUCACUAGGCUCUGGUGAUUUGGAUGGAAUGAACAAGAAUUCCCCAAACAAUUUAAGUGGCAUUAGCAAUCCUCCUGGGACCCCAAGGGAUGACGGGGAGCUGAGCGGAAACUUCCUCCACUCCUUUCAGAGCGAGAGCUACUCUCCAACCAUGACGAUGAGUGUGUGACCUCCCCUCCACCCCACCCGACAUUAUUUGCCAUCAUUCCGAGGAUCUGAACUCCCUUUAGGACACGGCCAAACACAUCAGCACCGAAUCAGGGACAGGCGCCAUUUUGGUUCCACACUAACGCCAGAAUGCUGAUCGGAGAAAAAUCAAAAUGGCUGGCGACUACUGCUCCUUGCUCAAAAUGAAGGACAAUUUCUCCAUUUAUCACAAACCCCAAUUGUGACGAAAACCAGCUACUGAAAUGCAUACAUGACACGUUUUAUGUUCUUUGCAGAGUCCCGACAUCCCUCUCAGUCCCCUCAACCCUAGAGCGAAGAGAGGGGAGGAAAAAAAAGAAAAAA
Molecule: messenger RNA, 1625 nt
Organism: Perca fluviatilis (European perch)
Lineage: Eukaryota; Metazoa; Chordata; Actinopteri; Perciformes; Percidae
Gene: ssbp3b
Product: single stranded DNA binding protein 3b
Exons: 18
Coding region: 133-1284 (383 amino acids)
Biological process (GO): positive regulation of transcription by RNA polymerase II
Cellular component (GO): nucleus
Molecular function (GO): single-stranded DNA binding; protein binding
Source: RefSeq, a predicted model, not a curated record